UGGCAGCUACUGUCGAUACAGGGAAUCUGUACAUAGGUCUAGCCGCAUGGUUCUGAUUAGUCAUAUAACUGCAGUAAAUAUAAUAUAAAAAUGGUGAUGUUAGCUGUGUUUGCUAGUGUCAUUUGGGCACUAGUUCGCUCAACCGUGGCGUCUAGUACUAUUUCUAAAUCCUGUAUGGAAGGAUCCAUAGACGUUUGUAAAAACUUGUUCACACCAACGAUAAUGUACGACAUUACCGAUGUUGCGAAAAUUGGAAAUAAAGUCAACGUCACAUUCAAAUUCGUUCUGCCAACGCCGUUAAAGACAGGAUUAGGGACUCAAGAAAUGAAAUUGGUGUUGUUGCCACCAAAUGGCCUUGUGUUUCAGCGACAUAUAUAUAGCUUUGAACGGAAAGGUGAUAUUAAACGUCCAGAUUUGUUAGGGUGGCCGAAAGAUAAACUGUUAAAUGCAUACAGCGAUGUAGAUUUAGGUUUCAAUUUAAGUAAAUGUAAGAAACCACAUUUUGUUGAGAUGUUAACUAAAUUAGACAAAUCACUUCAGAAGGAUUUAAAUGUAUACUUCGAGGAAAGUAUUACAAAGGAGACAGCUGGUUGUAGUGCUGAUUAUAAGGAUCUUCGUGAAUUUGCUAUACUCAAAUUUUACGAUGUCACCAAUCUCGAAGCAGGAGAAUAUAGCUGGACCGGAGAAUUUACGUACGACGAUAAGUAUGCUACAUCAGGAUGCGAGGAAGAUGGUGUAUAUUGGACUGUAGGUUUCCUUCAGGAUCUUGAAGAAACUACCAUGAAUAUUGAUGUGAAGCCAUUGUGCAUCAAUACCGAUUUCUUAAGUGCUAAAAGAUUCUUCGAAAACGCUAAAUCGAUCAACGCAAAAGUGUUGGCAUGCCAUGGUAUCAAGGUUAUUGACAAAAAGUUCUGGAUGCAUUUUACAAAUAGGAGAAAUCAAAUUGACCUUGACGUAACUUUACCCCAAAGUUCUACCAAUUAUCUUUUGAAGUUCUCAUAUACGAUUCCUCAACAUUUUAUUAAGCAGGGUAUUAAUAAGAAUGGUUACGAAUUAGAGAUAUUCCUUCCUAAACUAAGUUCAAGUGACAGUCAGUAUUUUAGUGUUUUCGCGCUGGAUAAGUAUGUGAAGGUUGUUGAACCUAUAGUACCGGACUCAAAGAUAACAUAUGACCCAUAUUCGCACGCUAUUAAUAUAAAAUUUCCUUCUAUUGUAGGUUCAACAUCAAAGUACACAAUAACUGUUGAUCUCUCAUAUGACGAAUGGCAAAUGCCACCAAUGUCGGAGUUAUCUUUAUUUUAUAAAAUCGACGAUAAGAAGGGAAUUAAAAGUCAAUCAGGAGAUGUCGAAAAAUGGUCUCAAAACAAUUGGAAGCAGCUUACGAUGCAGAUUAAGGAUGGAGUGGUCAAUGUUUGUAGGGAUGAUUUGCUUUCUUUUCAGAGAAAAUUAAAAGAUCGAAGGGAAAAGAACACGAAUUAUAUUGGGUAUUCCGUACCAUUUUACACCAAAUUGAUUUUUAACACACCCUUUGUUGAUGCGCUUCUUACUUGGGAUAGAAAUUCACAAUAUUUGCUCACAAUACCACUAGGUGAAAAAAUAGUUGAUUUGAAUGAUGGAGGUGUCGUCAAAGUUAUCUUGCCUUAUGAUAGCAUAAAAUACGAUGGAAUUUAUUACGAUGCGUCUGCAAAAGAUUCUAGCCCAUAUGACAUUUCUGAUGUAUAUCAAUAUGACGAAAAGACAAAUCAAAUACAUGUUGUUCUUAAUAAAAAAGAACUCAAUGACAAAUAUGUUGAUUUUUACGAAGGAUACAUGUUGACCAUUCCAUUCAAAUCUUCGAAGACACCUCAAGAUAUCAUAUCAAUGGAAGGUUGGGGAAUACAUAUUUUCCAAAAAGAUACAUAUAGAGGGGUUUCCAAGCUGAAAUUCGCAAUAGUAGAUAAUAGUCCACCCAAGACGCAUUUCAAAUCCCCGAUCGACAACGAUCAUGCUCUAGGCUAUAUACAUAAUAUGUAUUUGAUUAGUGUUGUCGGCGCAACAAAAUUGGUCAUUCCAAUUACAAGCACUGUAUAUCGCUAUAUGUCUUUUGUGUUUACUUUUGAGAAGGAUAUUUCAGUUAUACAAAAAGAUAUAGCUGUCAUUUCCAAAGCGUCUUUGAGGGUUAAGCAUGUAUGGGAUUCCAUGAAAAAGCAAUUAACCAUCUAUGUGUACAAUCUGGAAAGUUAUAUUGGCAAACGUGAACAAAUGACGUUCGUCUUAGAUAUUAUGGAUAGCGAAAAAAACGUUAAAAAUUAUGGAAGCCUCAAGAUAAAGGCCAUAGGUAAUGAUGAUGGCCCUAUUUUGAAAUCAUUAGUCGACAUCGUAGCGAAAUUUAGUGACCUAAAGCAUGAUAGUGAUGAGCUUGCCCUAGGAAAUGAAGUAACCUUACGCGGUUUCACAAAAUCUACGGAGAUGGAUAAAAUAUGUUUCUCUAAACAACACAAAGUAGAAUCUAUUAGUUUCAAAGAUAACACGAAAGGUGUAUAUUUCAUGACCAGGGUCCAUGAUUGCUCAGAACCGUGGUUGCCUCCCAAAAUCUCCAACCUAGAUCAUUUAUCGUUGAAAAUUGCUCAGAGUGGCUUACCAAAGAACACGGGUGUUCACUACACAUACAGAACUGUAUAUCAGCUGAAAUCUUUAGAUGAUGGCCCUAGCCAUGAUGAGUUGGCUGCAAUGCAAUCCAAAAGGUUUAUGCAGCAUACAUUGCAUAUCUUAUUUUCAGAUGCAGCAUGUAAACUGCUAUCUGAAAUAUAUAAAACACAAGGCAAGAGUGGUUUAGAUGGCUUCAAAGCAAUAGAAGAGUUUAUGAAGGAGGUGCCAUCUGAUUGGGUUCCUAAUGUUUUUGGUGACAUAAUAUUUUCAUACCAUGACUCGAAAACUUCAAUUUUACAUAAGAAACGGAAAGUAAUGUAUGUGGAAUCUGGUGAUAUCAAAAACGAUGAAGAAAAAAUUGAAAGGAUAUAUACAUUUAAUUCAGCAUUUGAGAACGUAUUGUCUGAUGGUCUUGGUGGUAUGGAAGCCGAUUCAUUGAACGAAUCUUUUUCUGUUAUAGGGUUCAUGAAUGAUAAAGAUUUACAGCAAUUAUGGAUUUCUUACAAACCUUACGAGGAAAAACAACAAUUUCCACUGAGUGCAACCUAUAAACAACCCAUCAUGGUUAAGGGAUAUGUGUUCAAAAAUGAUACUGAUAUUCACAACAUUUUAAAGUGCACAUUGCAACCUUUCGGUAUGCAUGUGAAACCUUCAAUGCUACAACCUACAAAGUCGACCUUUCCAGAAUACCUGUGGCUAGGUGUUACUCGAUUCGUUGAACCCGAUCAUUACAUAUUAAAUGAAACGAUCAGUGCUCGAAAAGGCGAUGCAGACAAAAGGGUAUCUUCCACUAUGAAUGCAGAGAUUAUUAAGAAGAAACGUGUUGAAAAGAGUGAUGCCGUUGACAUAUUCAUCCAAUUUUACAAACAAACAGCGCCUCAUUGCACAACCAAAGGCAACAUCUUCCAACUUCUCGUUCACCAAUUUAUGCUUGACAUAUAUGAAACGAUUGCAAGACAGCCAAUAAUUGUAGCUGCCUGUAUGUCAUUUGAUGAUGGGGAUGAGCAUAAAGCUUCAGGGAAAACAUAUGGACUUUCGUAUAAAGGAAAGGAAGUACUAGAAGGCGAAGAUAAAACGGCAAUGCCCGGUUCAAUUGAGCCCUCGGUAAACGAAACGUGCAAUUUUGCUUCGUUGCAAAAAUACCUGCCAAAAACUCUCUAUCAUGACAAGAGCAUUGAUUACAAAGAUUAUAUUUUCCAAACGGAUCAAACCGAAGUCAAAUCACUCAGUGAUGCAAAGAAAAUGUUAGUAUCUGAUGUGAAAUCCGUCCCAGCCAAAACAGCACCAUCAGUAUCUUCAGGCUAUGGUCAACUAGGACUGGAGGAGAUGUUCGGCAAAUAAGGUACAGGGAUCAAUGAAUACAUUUUGAAUGUAUCCAAAAUAAAUUAUGAUGGCGCAAUUUAACUUAAAUGUGCAAUACUGUGAUUUGCAAUAUAAAAAACCCAAAAUAGCUGUAUAUUUUAAUUUUUAGGAAUAAGACAUUGGUAUUGGGUUUAUAGAAUUCGUGGGAUACCCUAUUUUAAUAGUGGUA
Messenger RNA from Babesia bovis T2Bo, 4159 nucleotides. RefSeq lists its product as uncharacterized. Lineage: Eukaryota; Apicomplexa; Aconoidasida; Piroplasmida; Babesiidae. The transcript has a single exon. The record is from RefSeq and is a predicted model, not a curated record. The coding region runs from base 91 to 3969 and encodes 1292 amino acids.